Messenger RNA from Arctia plantaginis, 1632 nucleotides. The record is from the annotation of a GenBank genome assembly. Lineage: Eukaryota; Metazoa; Arthropoda; Insecta; Lepidoptera; Erebidae.
AUGGACGAGGUGUCCGUUAAAAUAUCAGAAAAAUACAAGCGACAUACGAGAAUUGAUUUACCUUAUAGUGUUAAUGAAUGUAUAACUAGGGCUCAGGCAGUCAUCGACAGCGCUAACGCUUCUAAUUACUCCUGUACGUUCGAGAGAAACGUACUUUCAAAACUUAAGGAACUAAGGACAGCAAAAGAGACGAAGAAAAAUGAAAGGCGGCAUCGCCUCCAGUUGCUACAGGAGGCUGAGCAAAAGAGACUGGAUGCGAUAGCUGCAGCUGAAGAGGAGGAUCGAUUGAAGCAGCUGAGCGUGUCAGAUGUGUCGUACCCGAGCACAGAAGAAAUUAGCGCGCUAUCUCCUGACGAGAAAGCUGAUAAAAACUGUGAUAAUACGACUAGUGUAGAUGUUAACACUGAAUAUGCCGAUGUUUCCACUAACGUAAACUUGCCGUGUGUGAACGUUGCUACAGAAACUCAAUUAAAUAUCCUCCAGCCUAUUCAGGUGAAAUCAAACUACCCGGAAAGUAGUUUGCUUGAUGAUCCAGAUCCGUUACAGAAUUUAAAAUUAAGUAAUAAGAUUACUAGAAUGCCACACAAUGCUAAUAUAGAAACGUUGACAUUUAGAGAUUUUGAGCAUGAUACAUCCAGUCCGUUUGAUAAUGUUGAAUUAAAGACUAUAAAUGAUAUGGAACUAUUAGCUCAAGUGUUGCAAACUCAGAAAAAUUCAACUGUAAGUUGUCCACAACCAACUGAUUAUGCGCAAGAGCAACAAGGCUAUCCCAUUCCGAACUGUGCAUCACAGGCCCAGGUUGAAGGAACCUCAUAUUUACCUACAUCAUACUUAGAACAGCCAAUUCAAGGUCCUAGCGUGAUGUAUAAUUCACCGCAACAUUAUUCCAUGUCUAAUGGGUAUUACAUACCCACAGAGACUGAUAAUGUCAAUGCAUAUAUGCCAAAUUAUCAAUAUUAUGUUCCCGCUAACCCAUAUUCAACCGUAGAACCAUAUUACACUGGCCAGUUACCAGUAACAUCAGAUAUCAGUCAAGCACCAAAUGGUUCUUCAUACAUUCCACAACCUUACUAUUAUCAGUAUCCACAUGUGCCCGUUCAGUACCCGUUACCAGAUGCACCAGUUUAUAAUACUCCCAUACCAAAUGAAAAUACUGAACUGCCGGUAGCAACAUCACAAAAUACAGUGAAAUCACGAUCUCGAAGUGUACCAGAUAUUGUUAGAGAAUUAAAUGAAGAAUUGGCCAAGUUGAGAAUGAGUGAAAGGUCAUAUAAUGCUAGUCCAGCUCCAAAAAAUACUCCGCAGUCGCAGGUGACACAACCCCAACCAUCAACAGCUAAUAAGAGAGAAGACAAGACAAGUAAAAGGAGAUUAGAAAAUUUGCCCAAUCCAUUUGAUAAGUUGCCUUUGAAGACACAAGAAAUGUGCAGACAAAUACAUGGGAUGGGUUUUCCGAUUGACAGGGUAGCUAGAGUUUGUACUCUUGUAGGAGAUAAUGAUAAGAAGGUCAUCGAAUGUCUGCUAAUAGUCGGCGAACUCAUGGAUCUGGGCUUCUCAGAAGACAAGGUUUCGGCAGCGCUGGUCAAACAUCAGUUCAACAGGGAUCAGGCCUUGGACGAGCUGGUCUCGUAA